This is a messenger RNA of Lineus longissimus, 3476 nucleotides long. Its product is annotated as 85/88 kDa calcium-independent phospholipase A2-like. Gene Ontology annotation, cellular component: mitochondrion. The transcript is spliced from 17 exons. Gene Ontology annotation, molecular function: protein binding. Gene Ontology annotation, biological process: lipid metabolic process; positive regulation of ceramide biosynthetic process. The record is from RefSeq and is a predicted model, not a curated record. The coding region runs from base 176 to 2632 and encodes 818 amino acids. Lineage: Eukaryota; Metazoa; Nemertea; Pilidiophora; Heteronemertea; Lineidae.
AUUCUCCCUGGAUGUCGCCACUAAAUUUUCUGAAAACGAAAGUCAAUUUCUUGCCCUUCAAAGUCAUCUAAUAAUGCAUGACAAGAAGUGCUUACGUUAGCAGACUGACUGCUGCAUGAUUUGGUGAAUAUUUUACUCUCAACAACUAACAAGGGAAGCAGCCUCUGUCAACGUUAUGUCGUUCUUCAAUAAAAUAUUCGAUGGCGUGGGGGAGAUGUUGAAGAAUGUCACAUCAAGUACGACUCCUUACACUGUUGAUGAUGUGAAAUCACAGCAGUUUGAACGCUGUGAGGUUGUAUGUAGCGAGGACUGCCUGAAACUUUACAGGAUGCGAGGUGCUCAGCUUGAGGCUGUUUUAUAUCCACCAUCUCCAGGACCCAUUGUGUUCAGUUUAUUUCGGCUGACAGACAUGAAUGCUGCCAUGCAACUCUUCCGAAUCUACACAGGUAAACUCCUGCCUCUGAUUGUGGCCGACAGAAAUCUUGUGAAGAAGAAGACGUUACAGGAGAUGGGUGACACUCUUCGUGAACACCCCACAUGGCUUUGUGCUCACGUUGCAGCGCAUCUUGGACUCAUGGAUUGUUUCAGACACAAUCUUAUUUUACAGCAGAUAAAUUCGCAAGAUUCCCAAUUGCUGGUGACACCUUUACAGGUUGCUAUCCAAGCAGGAAAGUUUGCAUGUGUUCAAGAGCUGCUGACACUCAAUGCCAGGCUUGACAUAGCAGACGCGAAGGGUAAUAAUGUCUUCCACUAUGCUGCCUCUACUGAACCAAGAAUACUAGAGUUUCUAGCUGCAAAAAACAAGAACAUGUUGAACCAACUGAACAUGUAUGGCGAGAGUGCACUCCAUAUGGCGUGUUCGAAUGGGAAGCCAGAAUGUGUGCAAGUAUUACUUAAAUGGGGUGCUGAUCCGAAACUGAAUGCUUCAGAGAGAUUCCCUAUUCACUGUGCGCUCAAGACCAAUAAUGUGAGAUGUGUUGAAACAUUGCUCAGUUGGAAUAGGCAGACAAUUGAGGUGCAAGAUUUGACAUAUGGCGGUCCACCUCUUCACUGGGCCAGGUCCAGACAGGCAGUGAAUUUGUUAGUGGAGAAGAAGUGCAACAUUGAGGCCAAGAACAGGUUUGGUGACACAGCAUUGAACAUCAUGGUGGCCAAGGGGCGACUCGAGUGUGUCCUGGCGCUCUUGAUCAAAGAGGCGAAUACUGACUUCCCGGGAAAGAACGGCAAUGCCCCAAUACACAAUGCAAUUGCUACUGACAACCUUGAUAUGGUGAAAGCACUGAUUGUGUUUGGUGGCGAGAUAAAUGCCAUAAACGAGAGAGGUGAGAUGCCACGACACUUGGCCGCAACAAGCAAAGAAAAGAACAGGGAUUUCAUCCUCCACAUCCUGCACUGUGUGGGUGCAUCUCGAUGCUCGCCAGAUAUGAGAGGCUGCAAUGAUGGUUGCAGUGCCAAGGGUGGCUUCAAUGGAAAGCCAAUUGGGAAGUCCUACCUGCCAAAUGAUGUGAGAAAGCAAUUGUACGAUGAUAUGAUUGGUGCUGCGGCUAUUGCAGCCGCUCUAUGCAAGGGGAAGAUGGCCUCGUCUGAUGCCAUUGGCUUAGACAUGGUGGACGCGUCAACAGCUGAAGGACUUAAGAUUCUCUGCCUGGAUGGUGGUGGGAUACGAGGGCUUGUCCUCAUCCAACUCUUGUUGGCUUUAGAGAAGAAGAUAGGUCGCCCAAUCAAGGACUGUUUUGAUUGGGUUGCUGGCACUAGUACAGGAGGGAUAUUGGCCUUGGGAAUUGUGCAUGGAAAGUCGUUGAGACACUUACAAGGCCUAUACUUCAACAUGAAGGAUGAAGUGUUUAUUGGAAGUCGACCAUAUGAGUCUGAGCCCCUGGAGCGUGUCCUUCGUAAGGAGUUUGGCGAACACACCAAGAUGUGUGAGGUUCAGUACCCAAGGGUGUGUGUGACUGGUGUCCUCGGCGAUCGGCAUCCCGCUGAACUUCACCUGUUUCGAAACUAUGAGCCACCACUGUUGCCUGUCUUCAAGCAUGUGGAUGUGCGGGAGAACCCAAAUGGACCAAAGUUUGACCCGCCACCGUUACCUAAAGACCAGCUGGUGUGGCGUGCUGCACGUUGCAGCGGUGCUGCCCCAACCUACUUCAGAGCCUGUGGACGAUUCUUAGAUGGAGGACUGAUUGGAAAUAACCCAACCUUAGAUCUCAUGACAGAGAUCCAUGAAUGCAAUGUCGCUGCUCAUUCCAAGGGAAGCCCCCACCUUGCAAGACCAAUUGGUUGUGUUGUAUCGCUGGGGACAGGCAGAGUUCCUGUACAUGAAGUAAAAGCGAUUGAUGUGUUUCGACCUGGAGGCAUUAUCGAUGUAGCAAGAACAGCUAUCGGAGCGUCUAAUCUUGGGAACCUCUUGGUCGAUCAGGUAACCAAUGCUGAGGAUCGACCAGUUGAUCGGGCGCGGGCCUGGUGCGGUAUGUUGAACAUUCCCUACUUUCGAUUCAGUCCGCAGCUGACCCAGGACAUCUCCCUUGAUGAGAAGAACACCUCAGUGCUGCUUGGUAUGCUCUGGGAAACGCAAAUCUACAUCUAUAACAAUAGGGAUGGUAUGAGCCAGCUCGCUGAAAUACUCAAACACUAAACAAGAAUUGUUGGAUGGAUACAGUGCCUUGAGAGACAAUUUAUACUCAAGUUGAGGAUGCCAAAAAAUGUGUUAUAAUCAGCUGAUAGUAACACAGACAGACCCUGUGUCCGUCUCUGUGUAUACAUUGUUCGCAAGUGUGGUCAUUCCUCAUUACACCUUGAACUUAGAGUAGUUGGACAGAUUAUAAAAACCAAGGGUCUUUUAUCCAGGAACUUUUUCAAAUUUUCAUCAUUGAGAUUGAGAAGUGUCUACAUGUAUGUCAGUAAAUUAUUGAAGGAUUACUGUGAUAAUCAGUGUAAAAUUGAUCUACUGUUUUAGAAACAACCUAAUUUACCUAAAUAUUUUUACUGGUGCAUAACUGGUGCGUAUUUAAGAGAAAGUUUAUUCAUUUUUUUGCCAUUUCAUUUUAAUGCCAGUCUUUUGGUAUGGAUCAUGUUCAAUUUGGUUAAUUAUUUACACCUUGUGUACGAGGCAUUUGAUAAAAGGGUGCAACGCAAAGAUGAAUGGAAGAAGAGCAAAUUCCGAGGAAAACAGUCUCAGACGCAGAAAUUUAUAUUCCAAUGUCCAUCAGAAUUCAUAUUGGCACACUUCUCAAGUUGAUAUCGGAGGAACUCUCCAUCUAAAGCCAUCUGUUCGUAACAUCUAGUCGACUUUGUGAUUGGCACAGUCUGUUGGUUUAUAAACCAGAACACAGUUCACCGGACAGUGCAUGGCUGGAAAUAUCUAAUGCAUCAGUUGGAGGUCUGCCAAGCUUUAACUGCCCCUUCACUGGGUCAUAUCGUGUUGUGAUUAUCGUACUCUAUUAUCUUCUAUUAGCCUAGAAAUAAAUGACAUAAUGAAA